CAAUAUUUGCAGUUCUUCAUAAUUCUAUUAAUAUAAAAAAAAGUUGUGAUCCUUGAAAUUCUUUACACAUUUUUUCUCUUGGAAAAUUAGAAUAGAAUCAGAAUCCAGAAACUGAUACAAUGAUACAGCUUUUGUAUGCAGUAAUUUUCUCAGAGAUGGGUCUCAUAAUGGUUCUUUCAUUCAAGACCCCUUUUAGGAAGCUGGUUUUGAUGGGUUUGGAUCGGGUGAAGCGAGGUCGUGGGCCAAUUGUUGUGAAGACGGUGGGGGGAACGGUUCUUGUGGUGUUGAUGUCAAGUGUUUAUAGCAUGAUGAAGAUCCAGAAACAUGGGAUUGAUGAGGGUUUGGUCAAUCCGACCGACCAGGUUCUCAUGGCUAAGCAUCUUCUUGAAGCCACUCUUAUGGGAGCCAUGCUUUUCCUUGCACUAAUGAUAGACAGACUACACCAUUAUAUAAGGGAAUUGCGCAUGAGGAGGAAGAGCAUGGAGGCUGUAAAGAAACAAAGUCGAGAUGCUGAGAAUGGAAAAGCUGAGGAGAACAAAGCCAUGGAAGAAGAAAUGACCACAGUGCGAACAAAACUGAAGCAGCUAGAGUCUGAACUGGAAGUGAAGAAAAAAGAGGUACACGCAUCAGAAACCAAUGCAGUUGCACUAAGGAAGCAAUCUGAGGGGUUUCUUCUCGAGUAUGAUCGGUUACUUGAAGAGAAUCAAAAUCUAAGGACCCAAUUGCAAUCUCUGGACGUGAGACUAUCGCGUUCAGGCAGCAAGAAGAAUACUUAGAGAAGCAAACACCCUGAUUAAAUAGUAGUUUUCAAAUUAUAUCUUAUACUAUUUAUUUAACAUGUUCAAAGUGGUUUUGCUGAUGAUGGUUUAAUACUGAUUUAUGGAUUGUUGUAAGUGUGGAGAGAAAAGACAUACAAAAGAGAGAGAUUAAAGAGAAAUUAGGUUUUAAUUUUCUUGUUAAAUUCAAUGCUGAAAUAGAAUGAAUCAAUUUUUCCUGGACAAAA
Mercurialis annua (annual mercury) is the source of this 1003-nucleotide messenger RNA. RefSeq lists its product as uncharacterized. Gene Ontology annotation, biological process: intracellular protein transport; endoplasmic reticulum to Golgi vesicle-mediated transport. Gene Ontology annotation, cellular component: endoplasmic reticulum membrane; endoplasmic reticulum. The record is from RefSeq and is a predicted model, not a curated record. Bases 120 to 776 code for a protein of 218 amino acids. NCBI's taxonomy places the organism in Eukaryota, Viridiplantae, Streptophyta, Magnoliopsida, Malpighiales, Euphorbiaceae. The transcript is spliced from 2 exons.